Cordyceps militaris CM01 is the source of this 1647-nucleotide messenger RNA. RefSeq names its product deacetylase complex subunit Sds3, putative. Gene Ontology annotation, cellular component: Sin3-type complex. Bases 1 to 1647 code for a protein of 548 amino acids. Gene Ontology annotation, molecular function: histone deacetylase binding. Lineage: Eukaryota; Fungi; Ascomycota; Sordariomycetes; Hypocreales; Cordycipitaceae. The record is from RefSeq and is a predicted model, not a curated record. Gene Ontology annotation, biological process: negative regulation of transcription by RNA polymerase II. The transcript is spliced from 2 exons.
AUGGCUACGACCGACGCUGCCGUGGCCUCUGCCCCCGGCGGCACGCCCGCUGCGUCCCAAUCGAAGCGUGACCGCAAGCGACAGGCUCUCCAGGACCGCCUCACCGUCAUGAGCGAAAAAUUUCAGCGCGAACAGGACCCGACGUAUCGCGACCAGCUACAAAAGGUUCAAUUUGAAAUCAACCUCGUGCAGCGGUUCGACCCAUAUGCGGAGAACCCGCUCGACGCGGCUGAUGAACUGCGCAAAGAACACAAACAGGUCCUCGGCCCCAUGGCCAACUCGGACAAUGCGCGAAGCAUGAUUGACAUGGCUGGUAUUCGAUUCCCUGAGUUUAUGGACGACCUUGAGGAUCUUGUGGAAAUUCGCGACUUUCAGUUGGCGCAGUCAAAGAAUGAAUACGACCGCAAAGUGCAAGAAUAUAAGAACACACAUACCUACAAGGUCGAAACGGCUAAACGCGAGCACCGAGCUCUCUCAAGGACCCUCCGCGACCGACUUGUAAAUACCCUCACGCAGAAGAAGAACCGACUCAACCGUGAAAAGGAAGUGCUCGAAAUCAAUGACUCCAACGCCCUCCUCCUCAACCCAAACCAGUUCAGCCUGACGAACCCCGGCUCGCCCGGCGGUGCCCACGGCAAGCGGGCCACCCGCCUGCGCAAGGACGUCGACGACCUGACGCUGUUUCCUGAUAGCAAGAAGCGCAAACGCAACCUCGAGGACGACGCCUCGGCGCCCGCACGCCGCGGCAUGGAUCCCAGCAGCACGACGCCGCUGUGGCAGUCGGAAAAGGCCCGCGCAUUGGCCAAGCUAAACGGCCCCGUCUACAGUAUCGACAAGCUCUUUACGGACAAGGAGCUCUCGAUGCACUACAACACGGCGGCCAUUGCCGCCCACCAGUACGUUCUGCGCAACCGCGCCAACGGCAACGCGUCGCUGCCCGACGACGACAGCGACUCGGGCCACGCCAACGGCGAUGGUGGCGACGACGACGAGUCGACGCCGUCGGCCGCGCCCGCCAUGGAGCGCAACGUCUCCCACGCGACUAGAAGCACGCGGGGCGGAGGCGCUGCGGCAGCGGCCUCGGCGGCGGCGGCCGCGCAAAACUUUCUCGACGACAAGAUCCUGGGCCUCGAGGGCAUCGUCAACUUUGAUCUGCCGGGCAACCUGGACCUGAUCCACGCGCAGGAGCCGCCCAAGAUGCCGCCGCCGGUCCCGCAGCAGUACCUCAAGCCGUACCCGCGCUCGGCGGACCAAAACUUUCCCGUGUCGCUCUCGCAGGACGACAUCGCCGCGGACCUGACCAUCAUGGGCUUCUUCAAGCAGUACGACCAGACGCACCACCGUCCCGGCGCGCACCUGGACGCGCCUACCGGCAUGCGGAGAGUGCUCGAGACAGUCGCCACGCCGUACCACCGCGGCAAGUAUGUCGGCCUCACCGCCGCGCCCCGCGACGAUCCCGAGGCCAUCAGCGAGAGUCUCGGCCUCACGAGCAGUCUGCGCGACCAGCCCAGCCCCCCGGGUCCUUCGGGCGCCGCGUCCUCCUUGGCUGCCGCGGCGGUCCCCAUGAGCAGGCAGAGCAGCGGCGGCACGGCCAUGAGCCGCCAGGCCACGGGAGGCAGCGGACGAGGCAAGGGCCGACGCGGUUAG